UAGAGCGAGAGAGAGAAAGCGAGACAGAGAUAAAUAUAGAGAGUGUGAGGAGAGAGUUUGUGAGUGCCAGCACACUCUCUGUGGCUGAGUCUUUGAGAAGGGAGACGAUGUGGGCUCAGUCACGUUGUGUCAUAUCAUAAAUGUGAAGGCAGAGGACAACUUUCUGACACUUCAGUCAUGGACUUUCACUUCAGACAGAUGGCUCAGCAAGAGUAAAACUCUGCACAUUUAUUUGAGCAGGAGGAGAUAGAGUAGUGAGUGUGAGUGUGUGGCGGAGCGAGGGGGAAAACAGCGGUUGACGGACAGUUUUGUGGAGCUGAGAGAAGGAAAACAGCGGAGCAGACAACGUCAGGGUUGACUGAGACAGUUCGGACUGGGAACCUCGGAGUGACAGGGAUAACAGGAUUGAUAGACUUCAUGGGGUCAAAGGCUUGAUGUUGAUCUGCAAGCUCCCGCUUGGUUUGACAUUUAAGGCGGAACGCCGAGUCCGCCGACCGCGCAGAUGAAUUACCUGCUACACGGUGUGAUCUCUGAGACGAGCAUGACUGAAGAGUCAUCUCUAUAAAACAUGGCUGUUACGGGUCUCAGCGAGGGGAAGCAGUUGGCUGACACACACACGCUAAACACACUGUGUCUAGAAACAGCGGUCAGGACACACAUCACGCUCUGCCCAUCUCCCGGCCUCACUUCAUCAAGAUGUUAACUUCAGAGCGACAGUGCAGCCCGGGUCCUCCAUCAUCGACAUGGUCAAUGUGACGACGUCACCCAGCAGCAAUGCCACCUCAGAGGGUCUGACUGAGGGGGGGCUGGUGGUCCUGGGCCAGAGGGAAAAUUACAACUACUUUGCCCUGGUGCUGGGUGUGCUCCUCAUCCUGAUCAUCAUCCUGGGCAACGUACUUGUGUGUCUGAGCGUGCUCACUGAGCGCUCCCUGAAGACUGCCACCAACUACUUCAUUAUCAGCCUGUCUGUGGCCGACCUACUGCUGGCUGUACUGGUGCUGCCCCUCUACGUCUACUCUGAGUUCCUGGGUGGAAUCUGGACCCUGAGCACAUACAUCUGUGAUGCUCUGAUGACCAUGGACGUCAUGCUGUGCACCGCCUCCAUCCUCAACCUGUGUGCCAUCAGUGUGGACAGGUACAUAGCGGUGGUGGUGCCCCUGAAGUACAACAGGAACCAGUUCAGCCUGCGGCAGCUGGUCCUCAUUACGGCCACCUGGGUUCUCUCCCUGGGCGUCGCCAGUCCCGUCAUCUUCGGCCUCAACCAGGUGCCGGGCCGCGACCCCACCGUGUGCAAGCUGGAGAACGACAGCUUUGUGGUAUACUCCUCCGUGUGCUCCUUCUUUGUGCCUUGCCCCGUCAUGCUCUUCCUGUACUACUGGAUGUUCCGGGGGUUGAGACGCUGGAGCUCAGGCAGGAGCCGCUCCCAGCUGACGAGGGGAGGAAAACGGAGCCUGUCCCUGCGCCUCAGCUCCGCCUUGCAGAGGGAGAACGCAGGGGACAGGGCGGGGGCCAAGGAGAAGGUGGUGUACCUCAUGCCUACAGGGCUCAGCCCGAUGUCACCGUCAGCUGUAUCGAUGGCAUCGCCCACGGCGACCCUGGGGGUGGAGGACAAGCAACAGGAUGGUGUGGGGGCGAGUGUGGCGGAGAGCGACCCCAUGACUACCCAGAUGGACAGCAUUUCGGACGCGGACCCCACGGAGAGGCCGCCUAGGCAGGGGAAGAGCCUGAAGGAGAAUGGGCUGGCCCACACUAAGGCCACCAAGAGGGGGCGCCGCAACAGCAAGAGUAGCAGAGUGAGUGGGAGGGAGCGCAAAGCCAUGAAGGUCCUUCCUAUUGUAGUUGGUAGGUGUGUUCCUAGCCUGUUGGACUCCUUUCUUUGUGGUACAUGUGACCAACGUGCUGUGCGUGUCCUGCAAAAUCAGCCCCACUCUGAUCUCCGUGGUAACGUGGCUGGGCUACGUCAACAGUGCUGUCAACCCCAUCAUCUACACAGCCUUCAACGCAGAGUUCCGAAAUGUCUUUCACAAACUUCUCUGCUGUCGAGCAUGAGACCUGAGUUCUGAGAUCUGGAACCUCUUUGACAAACUACUCAUUGAGAUAGAACAACAAUUAUCUUUAUGGUUCAACAUGAGACCUGAAUUCUAGAAUGUUGCUCUCGGCCAUGACACCUGAAUUGAAUUAUAUUUUACAAAACUCCUCGGUUGCUGGAUGUGAGAGCAACUUCCUUACCCAAAGAGGUUUUCCUGGAUUUAAGUGCUGACAGAACGUGAGGUUGUCAAAAUGGAUGAACAAUACAGGGGACAACAUGACAGGAUUCGACUGAUGCCUUAAUUGACAUAUUGUGAACUGAAAGACAGUGGCUCACUGUAUCUGAUGUUUCUACAAUGAAGUUGAUACUGUAUGACGGUUUUUCCUCCUGUAAAAUAUUGCUUGGAUACAGAAGAUGGUAAAUACUGUUAAUAUCAUAGCCCAAAAGCAUAAAAUAUGUGAACAAUGUGCACAUUUAAGAACAUGUAACUAUUUGAUAUGUGAGCUGAUUUCUCUCAGAAUUAAAUGUUUAUGUUAUGUACGGUUCUCUGUUUUGAUUUAAUAAUGUGCAGGUUUUCUGUGAAAGUUCAUGGUAUUUUCUAUAUUGUGGAUUACGGACAUUGCCUGUAGUUAAUAUCAUUAACUAGAAGAUAUUUUUACAUUUACGCCAGAAGAAGUGACAAAUGACAGACUUCAGGGCCAACAUUGUGGAUAGAAUUAUUUAAGAUGAUAUCAUUUGUAAAGUUAUACUAUGACCUAUUUUGAUCAAGUGCUAUGAAAGUGCUGUGAAUUAACUGAGGUGAAUGUGACAAAUGUAAACAACUCUCUUUGUCAUUGAUGG
Coregonus clupeaformis (lake whitefish) is the source of this 2869-nucleotide messenger RNA. RefSeq names its product D(4) dopamine receptor-like. Gene Ontology annotation, molecular function: dopamine neurotransmitter receptor activity, coupled via Gi/Go; G protein-coupled receptor activity. Bases 744 to 2063 code for a protein of 439 amino acids. NCBI's taxonomy places the organism in Eukaryota, Metazoa, Chordata, Actinopteri, Salmoniformes, Salmonidae. The transcript is spliced from 7 exons. Gene Ontology annotation, biological process: adenylate cyclase-activating adrenergic receptor signaling pathway; adenylate cyclase-inhibiting dopamine receptor signaling pathway. The record is from RefSeq and is a predicted model, not a curated record. Gene Ontology annotation, cellular component: plasma membrane.